Messenger RNA from Penicillium daleae, 1791 nucleotides. It is a transcript of the gene mrh4, whose product is annotated as ATP-dependent RNA helicase MRH4. The coding region runs from base 1 to 1791 and encodes 596 amino acids. Gene Ontology annotation, molecular function: nucleic acid binding; ATP binding. The transcript has a single exon. Lineage: Eukaryota; Fungi; Ascomycota; Eurotiomycetes; Eurotiales; Aspergillaceae. The record is from RefSeq and is a predicted model, not a curated record.
AUGGCAACAGCGCGGUUGCGCAAGACCUCGUCCCGCAUGGCUCUGUCUCCUAACGUGGCCAAACCCACGUUGAAUAAGCCGCGCUCUGGAAGGGAUCGUCGUGGCCCUUUUGCUGGAAUGAAUCAGACCGAGGCUCGCCUUCCAGAUACGCCACGCCCCCGGUCUCAAGCCACCCUCAAGCGCUCCGGCGAACAAAGCAAACCCGAAAAACCCGAGGCGCCUUUGUUCAAAGCCCUCAAGAUGCAGACCACCCUUUCGCCGGUAUCCUACGGUCGCCGUGCGGCUAUCAAGUCAAAAAUCUCCAACCUUACCAGCUUCGAUCACUUCCCCCUCCUCCCCGUGGUUCGACACUCGAUUUUCACCCAGGCUCUGCCCGGACUCGCAGAAGUCACGCCAACCCCGAUCCAGCGGCUUGCAAUCCCACAACUUCUCAGUGGCACUCACAAAAAUAAAACCCAACCUGCAAACGUGGAUGAAGAUGCUCCCCAUUAUGACCAGUAUCUCCUUGCGGCGGAAACUGGCUCUGGAAAGACGUUAGCAUAUCUCCUUCCGGUUGUUGAUGCUGUCAAGCGUGCCGAGGCACGCGACAAGGAGGAGCAGCAGAUCGUGGAGGAACAAAAGGCCAAGGAACGCGAAGAACGACUGAAGAAUCGGACUUUUGAAAUCGAGCCAGAAGAACCUCCAAUGUCCGAUGCUGGUCGUCCGAGGGCCAUCAUCCUGGUUCCAACUUCGGAGCUUGUGGCACAGGUUGGAGUCAAAGUCAAGGCUCUUGCCCACACGGUCAAGUAUCGCUCAGGAGUGAUUUCAUCCAAUUUAACCCCUCGUCGGAUCAAGAACACCCUUUACCACCCUGAUGGCAUCGAUAUCCUGGUCUCGACACCGCACCUCUUGGCCUCCAUCGCCAAGACCAAUCCUUAUCUCCUCAGUCGCGUCAGCCAUCUCGUUCUCGAUGAGGCUGAUUCCCUGAUGGACCGAUCUUUCCUCCCUACCACUACCGAGGUCAUCGAGAAAGUGGCACCCUCACUCAAGAAGCUGAUCUUCUGCUCCGCCACGAUUCCCCGCAGUCUGGACAACCAGCUUCGCAAACGCUACCCCGAUAUUAAGCGCCUGACCACUCCGAACCUGCACGCAGUUCCCCGACGUGUACAACUUGGUGUGGUGGAUAUUGAUAAGGAGCCGUACCGUGGAAACCGCAGCCUUGCCUGCGCCGACGUGAUUUGGUCGAUUGGCAAGGCAGGUGACACCAGUGACGAGAACUAUGGACCUCUCACACAAUACAUGGGUCCCAAGGUUAAGAAGAUCAUCGUGUUCGUCAAUGAGCGCGAAGAGGCGGAAGAAGUAGCCAAGUUCUUGCAGUCGAAGAAUAUCGAUGCGGUUUCGCUGUCACGCGAUUCUAGCUCUCGGAAACAGGAGGAAAUUCUGGCCGAGUUCACGGAGGUCGACCAGCCCCCAACUGCAGACGAGAUCAUGCUACUCCGCAAGCAGGCUCGUGCAGAGAAGGCUAUUCCCUUCUUGGAGCCUGAGAAGAAACCUGAGAUCGAUCGCCGCCUGCCCAACACUAAGGUCCUCGUCACUACCGAUAUCGCGUCUCGUGGUAUUGAUACUUUGGCAGUGAAGACUGUCAUUCUAUAUCACGUCCCGCAUACCACCAUUGACUUCAUUCACCGCCUUGGUCGCCUGGGCCGCAUGGGCAAGCGUGGUCGUGGCGUGGUACUGGUUGGCAAGAAGGACCGCAAGGAUGUCGUCCGCGAGGUUCGCGAGGGCAUGUUCCGAGGACAAGCUCUGAUUUAG